AACAAAUACCGGAAAUUUAACAGUUACAUUAAACAUGAUUUAUCCCAUUACUUGGAUACGAUUAAUUGUAAAUGAAGCUGGUAAGUAGUAGAAUAAAUAAUACCAAUGUCGAUUUAAAAAAAUAUAUAUUAUUUCAAAUGACUUAAAUAUCAAUAGAAAGAGUCGUUUAACCAGGACGUUAAUCUAGUUAGUAUAUUUUAACAACUACCAUGAUUGUGUUAUUUACUGUCAACCCCAGAGUUUACACCUCUGCACACAUUGAUUAUCACGAUGUCUUUUAAAGAAGAAAAAGGAUAAGAAAUGUUCAGGCAAAAAUCAAUGCUUAAAAUAGAGUAUAUUAUAAUUACAUAAACCAAUAUACAUGUCUUAAUAAUGCAUAUGAUAUGAGGGAAUUUCCUGGACUUUUCGUAUGAAUAAAAUCAGUAGAAAUCACUUUAAAAAUAGGCCAUCUGUUUUUAAUCUAUUAGAAUAUCCGAUUAUACGUAAUAUAUAUUUAUUUUGAGCAGUGUCAAGUUAGCCUGUUAAAUGCCAUGAACCAUAUUCUAAAGAGUCUUAUAGCUCUAACUAAUCGUUUACAAAGAAAAAAAAUGCCAUCGCCAUUAAAAGAAUAACUACUAAAUAUGACUGUUUAACGAGUUUAAAAAAUAAUAAAUGUUCCCUUAUACUUUGUGUUUCAGAUCAGUUACAUGUUAUUAAACUAUUGUUCAAUGACACGCAAGUCAGUGGUACCACAUGCAGUAAAACGGUAAUACAAGACAGAACCAUGGACAUUAUAUGUGACGACUUCUUGGCUGCAAAGAAAAUAAGCUUUUUGCAAAAUGGCGUAAACGCCCUGUGUUCUCUUUACAUUAGUGGAG
Molecule: messenger RNA, 857 nt
Organism: Lymnaea stagnalis (great pond snail)
Lineage: Eukaryota; Metazoa; Mollusca; Gastropoda; Lymnaeidae
Source: the annotation of a GenBank genome assembly